ACCCGAUCUUUAUGAGAUCUGUUUCAGCAGUUGGGGUUUAGUGGUUCGAUGAGAUUGAUGGCGAGGUGAGGAGGCAGAGGCAAGCUGUUGUUUUCAGCUUUGUAAGCUGUAGCCAUGGUGAUCUUCCUCCCAUCUGUUGUUGAGCUCGUUGUCGUUGCUACUUUCGGGUGUAUAGAGGUCCAAUAACAUGCAAGAAUAAUACCAAUAGAGCGGAGACGACGGGGGAAGGAAGUAAUGGAGGCGGAGCGGAUCGGGAGGAGGAAGUGGAGGAGCCUCAAGAAGCGGCUGGCGCUGAUGGGCUGCUGCGUCAGCUCUUGGGGCUUCCGUGCCUCCAAUCCCACCAUCAUCACAGAUGAAAUUUACCCAGAAGGGCCGGAGGAGGAGGUGGUGGUGGGGAUGGGGGGCGCAAAUUCGGCCGAGGAGAUGAAUCUGGCUGCGGCGCUGGCGGCUGAGCGGAAUUACCGGGCGGCUUCUGUGGCGGAUGUGGGUAGAGUGGAGGGGAAGAGGACGGAGGCGCCGAUGCCGGUGUCGCUGAUGAGGUUGUUGGAGGAAGGAGAGGAGAACGGGGAAGGGGAAGGAGGCGGCGGAGGAGAAGCGUGGUGUUGCUGCUGCGUGUGCAUGGGCGGGCGGAAGGGGGCGGCGUUCAUCCCGUGCGGGCACACCUUCUGCCGCGUGUGCGCACGAGAGCUGCGGGCGGACCGUGGCACCUGCCCCCUCUGCAACCGUCCGAUCCUCGACAUCCUCGAUAUUUUCUAAAUCAACGGCUUUCGCGCCUCGUGCUGCACCCUCGAGAUUCCCGUUUCUGAUGGAAGGGACGAUUCCGGAGGAAACGCUUCGUAUCUUUUGUUGUACGCGCUUAUGACUUCUGUUUUGCCUCGUGUUUGUUACUUGGUUUCGGUUUUGUUUCUUCGCUAAUAUCGGGUUCGUAGUUGA
Musa acuminata AAA Group (dessert banana) is the source of this 933-nucleotide messenger RNA. Its product is annotated as probable E3 ubiquitin-protein ligase LUL4. The transcript has a single exon. The coding region runs from base 235 to 756 and encodes 173 amino acids. NCBI's taxonomy places the organism in Eukaryota, Viridiplantae, Streptophyta, Magnoliopsida, Zingiberales, Musaceae. The record is from RefSeq and is a predicted model, not a curated record.